This is a messenger RNA of Penicillium lagena, 1641 nucleotides long. RefSeq names its product Tetratricopeptide TPR2. The transcript has 4 exons. Gene Ontology annotation, molecular function: protein binding. NCBI's taxonomy places the organism in Eukaryota, Fungi, Ascomycota, Eurotiomycetes, Eurotiales, Aspergillaceae. The record is from RefSeq and is a predicted model, not a curated record. Bases 1 to 1641 code for a protein of 546 amino acids.
AUGCGCCUCCCGCAACCCUCCGGCGGUAUGGGCCGCACGAAAAACCUCAUUCACUUCGCCCAGGCCCUCAUCAUCUUCAUAGCAUGGGCGAUGACCAUUGCUAUCUGGACGAAGGGCGGCUCGGGUAUCGACGGCCGGACAGGCUGGUUCUGGGCUUUGUGCUGGUUCAGUAUCCCCGGUCUGGUCUACCUCGUCGCCGUGCCCAUGUGGCCGCGUGCCCGCCGCUUCGGCAAUGUUUACGCCUUUGCGACCGUCGAUAUCCUCUAUGCCGUCCUCUGGUUUGCUGCAUGGGCUGCCGUGGCUGACUACGUGGCUGAGGGGAAGAGCAAGGGCGCUUCUUCGUCUUCGGAUAGCAGCAAUACCAGCAGCAACAGCAACAGCAAGGCGACUCGCGCGGACAAGAGCAGCUCCAGUGGCAGCAGCGGCAAGUCCGGCUGCGAUAACUGGGCCUAUGGCAGCGCCAGCAAGUGUGAGUUGAGCACAGCCACCACCAUUAUCGGCGUCGUGAUCUUCCUCCUCUUUGCCGUCACAUCCUACCUCUCUUUCCGCAACGUGAUGCACUUCCGCCGCACCGGCACUCUCCCGGACGCCGUCUCAGACCCGACCUUCGCCGCGCAGAGCAAAGCCGCCUUCUCAUCGAACCCGGCCCACGACUUCGAGGAAGAGGACGACUUCCGCUCCGGCCGCGCCGGCGGAAUGGGCAACCAAGCCGGCAGUGACCGCGACGAGGACUAUGCCCUGCUACAGCAGAGCGAAAUCGAUGACAUGGGCAACCCGAACGGCCGGAGUGCCCUGCACGGCGCCUACGAUCCCACCGCCCCGGCUCCGUCCAGUGUCCUGCACGACUAUAACAGCUCCGGGUAUAACCCGUAUGGAGGCCCGCCGCCUGGCCAGCACUAUGCUCCACCGUCGGAGUAUGGGUCAUCUAUGAAUAUCCCUCGUCUACCACAAAGCACCGGAGCCAAAAGUCCCAGCCACGAGCUACCGCCCAUCAUGGCCAGCGAAGUCGACCUCUUCAACGAGUACCCCCUGCACCUAGACCCAACCUCCAAAGCAAUCAGCCUCGCCUCUUCCUCCUCCUAUACCAGCGCACAACAAACAGAUCUGCACGCCGAACUCCAAGACCUAAACCAGCUGCACCGCGCCCUAAUCGCACUCGACCCGCCCAACAUCCCACCUCCCCCACUGCCCAUCAACCCGAAGCGCAGUGCCCAAAUUACCAAACUCCGCGAUAGUGCCAACACAGCCUAUCGCAAGAACAACUACGCCGAAGCAGUUCGGCUGUACACGUACGCCAUCGAGAUGGCGCUUGCCCGGCCCGGGUGGGAGCCUGUCACGCUGGCUCGCGACGAGAUGGCGGGUUUGUAUGCAAACCGCGCGCAGGCGCAGAUGGCACAGCAGGCUUGGCCUGAGGGAUUGGUCGAUGCUAAGGCUAGUGUUGAUUCCAAGCCUGUGGGCAAUGUUAAGGCUUGGUGGCGUGUUGCGAAGUGUUUGGCGGAGAUGAGUCGGUUUGAGGAGGCGAAGCAAUUUUUAGUUAAGGGGUUGGAGAUUGAAGGGAAGGCUGGUGAGGGUGGGAAGGAAUUGGUCAGUUUGUUGGAGGAUGUUGAGAAGGAGUUGCAGUCGAAGUCUGCUUUGGCUUAG